Miscanthus lutarioriparius is the source of this 2532-nucleotide messenger RNA. The record is from the annotation of a GenBank genome assembly. Lineage: Eukaryota; Viridiplantae; Streptophyta; Magnoliopsida; Poales; Poaceae.
AUGCGUCUUUCUUCUUCUCUUCAAGAUCUGCCGACCUUCACUAGAAUUGAUGCUUUGGAAAGGGGCUCUAGUGUUGGCAGUGAUCUGAGCUCAGGGCGUGCAAAACCUGUCCGCAUGCUUCAAAGAGAUGGUGCUGUGGCAAGCUUUUCAAAAGAAAGAACACCCCCAUCAUCACCGACAAAUAGAAAGAAAUGCAUGAGAGCAGCCGGAUGUGCUAUUGCACUGAUCUUAUUGGUGUUCUUUGCAUAUGGUUCUUGGAGAUAUUUCUAUGUGUUCCUCUCUGAAGGAAGCUCUGAAUACUAUGUGGUUCUUGAUUGUGGCAGCACUGGUACAAGAGUUUAUGUCUAUGAAUGGCAUAUUAAUCAUAAUGACGCAAAUGCAUUUCCUAUUGUUUUGAAACCUUUAGGGAAUGCUCCUAAGAAGAAAUCUGGUAAAUUAACCCGAUUAUAUCAGCGAAUGGAGACAGAACCUGGAUUGAGCAAGCUCGUUCUCAAUGAAUCCGGAUUGAAGAAGGCAAUAGAGCCCCUUCUUCAAAUGGCUGAGAAAUUGAUCCCUAGACAUGCACACAAACACACUCCACUUUUUCUAUAUGCUACUGCUGGUGUCCGCAAGCUACCUAGUGCAGAUUCAGAGUGGCUCCUGGAUAAGGCCUGGGAUAUUCUGAACAAUUCAUCAUUUUUAUGUAGUAGAGACAGAGUUAAGAUCAUUAGUGGCAUGGAUGAAGCUUAUUAUGGAUGGAUAGCUCUUAACCACCACAUGAAUAUGCUUGGCACCUCAUCAUCUAAAAUGACAUAUGGUUCACUUGAUUUAGGUGGAUCAUCAUUACAGGUUACAUUUGAGAAUGAUAAAUCAGUGCAGGAUGAGACAAGCAUUCGUCUGAGUAUUGGUUCAGUUGAUCAUCACCUUAGUGCUUAUUCUCUUACUGGUUAUGGGUUAAAUGAUGCGUUUGAUAAAUCUGUAGCACAGCUAGUGAAAAGGUUGGGAGGAGCAGCUAGUAACGGCAAGGUUCAAGUCAAACAUCCCUGUCUACAGACUGGAUACAAAGAAGAUUACAUUUGUUCUUACUGCCACCCAUUAAAACAAGAUGGAAGUCCCAGUGUUGGUGAGAAGAACACUGGCAAAGAGAAGCAGGGAAUAGCUGUUGAACUGGUUGGAGCACCUCAGUGGAAUGAAUGUAGUGCUCUUGCAAAAGUAACAGUCAACCUUUCUGAGUGGUCCAGUGCAAGUCCAGGUCUUGAUUGUAAUAUUCAUCCUUGUGCUCUUGCUUCUAACUUUCCCCAACCACAUGGGCAGUUUUUUGCUAUGUCUGGCUUCUUUGUGGUUUUUAAAUUUUUUAAUUUGACUGCUGAUGCGACUCUAGUUGAUGUUCUAAAAAGAGGUCAGGAGUUUUGUGAAAAACCAUGGAAAGUUGCAAAGAGUAGUGUUCCUCCACAGCCUUUUGUAGAACAAUAUUGCUUCAGAGCUCCUUAUAUUGCAUCACUACUGAGAGAGGGAUUGCAGAUUAAAGAUAGUCAGGUGAUAAUCGGCUCUGGCAGUAUUACUUGGACUCUUGGAGUUGCUUUGUUGGAGGCUGGUCAGGCAUUAUAUUCACGACUAGAUAUUCAAGGAUACCGAAUACUGCACCGGGAGAUAAACCCAAAUAUUCUCAUAGUAUUGUUUCUGAUUUCAAUUGUGUUGGUCAUAUGUGCCAUACUAUGCGUCAGCAAUUCAAUCCCAAGAUCAUUCCGCAAGUCUUAUCUGCCACUUCAUAGGCAUAAUUCUGGAGGCAGUUCUGUUCUUGGUAUAGGAUUGCCUUUCAAACAUUUAUGGAAUCCCAUUAGUUCAGGUGAUGGAAGAACAAAGACACCACUGAGCCCUACUGUUGCUAGGUCAGAUCCUCAUCCAUUUGGUAUGAGCCAUGGAUUAGGAGGCAGCAGUGUUCAGCUUAUGGAGUCCUCGAGGCAAUCCUUGGGCGCCUAUCACAGCUAUUCUGUUGGGAGCUUAGGUCAGAUGCAGUUUUCCAGUGGUGUGAGGAACCCUAGCCGAGGUCAGACUACACUUCAAAGCCGGAGGUCACAAUCAAGAGAAGAUCUCAUUUCUUCACUUGCUGAUAUUCAUGUUCCAAAAGUGAAGACACGUGGUAUGGGAGCUGGGCGCAAGCUCAAGACCCACCGCAGGAACCAGAGGUGGGCUGACAAAGCAUACAAGAAGAGCCACUUGGGCAAUGAGUGGAAAAAACCCUUUGCUGGAUCAUCUCACGCCAAGGGCAUCGUUCUGGAGAAGAUCGGUAUUGAGGCCAAGCAGCCAAACUCUGCCAUCCGUAAGUGCGCCCGUGUUCAGCUGGUGAAGAAUGGGAAGAAGAUUGCUGCCUUUGUGCCUAAUGAUGGUUGCCUGAACUACAUCGAGGAGAAUGAUGAGGUGUUGAUUGCUGGAUUCGGUCGCAAGGGCCAUGCUGUGGGAGAUAUUCCUGGUGUCAGGUUCAAGGUUGUGAAGGUAUCUGGUGUGUCGCUGCUUGCACUCUUCAAGGAAAAGAAGGAGAAGCCAAGGUCUUAG